Messenger RNA from Durio zibethinus, 1798 nucleotides. RefSeq names its product putative sarcosine oxidase. Lineage: Eukaryota; Viridiplantae; Streptophyta; Magnoliopsida; Malvales; Malvaceae. Gene Ontology annotation, molecular function: flavin adenine dinucleotide binding; sarcosine oxidase activity. The record is from RefSeq and is a predicted model, not a curated record.
UAUAUCUCAUUCUCAAAGAAGUUAAUAGGUGAGAGCAACUGAUAAAGCCUUUUAUCUUUGAGAGAGAGAGAGAGAGAGAGAGAGAGAGAGAGAUGGGAUAUUCCGGUGAUGAAUUUGACGUAAUUGUAGUGGGAGCGGGAGUCAUGGGCAGCUCCACGGCAUACCAACUAGCCAAAAGAGGGCAGAAAACCCUGCUUCUAGAGCAGUUCGAUUUUCUUCACCACCGGGGUUCUUCUCAUGGCGAGUCGCGCACCAUACGAGCAACAUACCCUGAGGACUACUACUACGGCAUGGUCAAUGAGUCCUAUCAACUGUGGGAGCAGGCCCAGUCUGAAAUUGGCUUCAGGGUCUACUUCAAGGCCCAACAGUUCGACAUGGGCCCAGCUGAUUCCAAGAGCCUACUCUCUGUCAUUGCCACGUGUCGAAAGAACGCCAUCCCACAUCAGGUCCUCAACCGCCAGCAAGUGACCGAAAGAUUUUCCGGAAGGAUUGACAUACCGGAGGACUGGAUUGGAGUGUCUUGUGAGCAAGGUGGUGUUAUCAAGCCCACCAAGGCAGUGUCAAUGUUCCAAAUGCUGGCGUUUAGGUAUGGUGCAUUCCUCAGAGACAACGUGGAGGUGAAUAGUAUAACCAAAGAUGGUGUGAGAGGAGGGGUAAUAGUGAGUGCAAGCAAUGGCGAAAAGUUUUGGGGUAAAAAAUGUGUGGUGACAGCAGGCGUUUGGAUGAGAAAGUUGGUCAAAAAAGUUAGUGGGAUUGAACUGCCCAUUCAACCAUUGGAAACUAAUGUAUGCUAUUGGAGGAUUAAGGAAGGGCAUGAGGCUAAGUAUGCAAUUGGAAGUGAUUUUCCAACAUUCGCUAGCUAUGGGAAGCCAUAUAUAUACGGCACACCAUCAUUGGAGUAUCCGGGGCUGAUUAAAAUAGCAGUGCAUGGAGGGUACCCAUGUGACCCAGAUAAAAGGCCAUGGGGACCUGGAAUCAUACCCCGCUCCUUGAAGCAAUGGAUUGAGAAGACAUUUCGAGGGUUGGUUGAUUCAAAUGGGCCAGUUACAACUCAAUUGUGCGCGUACUCGAUGACACCGGAUGAAGAUUUUGUGAUUGAUUUUCUGGGAGGGGAGUUUGGGAAGGGUGUGGUGAUUGGUGGUGGUUUUUCUGGUCAUGGAUUCAAGAUGUCACCAGUGAUUGGGAGGAUACUGGCUGAUCUCGUGCUUACUGGAGAGGCAAAAGGAGUUGAGCUAAAGCACUUUAGGAUAGCAAGAUUUGAGGAGAAUCCCAGAGGGAACAUUAAAGAUUUUGGAGAUCAAGUUGGCCUAUUAACAAGUGCACUGUGAGUGAACCAAAACCAAUUUCGACGUAUUGAGUUUUUCUUCAUUGUUCCCAUUCAUAUCACCCGCAUCAGGACUCUGACCCCACCCUUCUCUCCCCCCCCCCCCCCCACCCCAAAGCUUUCCCUUUUUUUCUUCUGUUGAAUGAUCAUCAAGAAAAAUGAAUAAAACUUUUUUAUUUUGCUCUCUAUCCGGUCUAUGUUGCGUGCUGUAUCAGUAAUAUCUGUCUCAACCUCAUCUAAUUUAUGAAUCAGCCAAGUCAAUAGUUGUAUGACAGAAGUUCAAGUUAGACUAUGUUGGAUUUGACUAUCACCAUAUAAGCCCCACACAUUCAAAGGACAAUUUCAGGAUUAAGGCAAGAAAAAAGAGAGAAGAGAAGAAAGGAUGGGUGCGGGUGAGAGAGGGAGAUACGCAGCGACCAGUGGAAAAUAAGAUUAGAUAGGCACAAACUGUAAUGAAAAUCUGCUGACAAUGAA